GCUGAUGAGCAUUCUGAUACAAACACAUCCCCAAACUGUAGCCGUCACUGCCAUCACCAGCCCUGCCCCUGCCCAGACCCACUUCCUCCCCAAGAGCUCACAGCUGCAGUGCCAGAGCCAGAUGUGCCCCUGGAAGUAAGGCUCCUGUCCAUGGAGAGGCCCCACACGGUCCUGCGGGUGAGCCUGCAUCACCCCGUGCCGGACCCAACCACCUUCACCCUCGUUCCCCCACGGCUACAGCACGACAUCAGCCCGCUGCUGGUGGGCCGGGGCCCGGAGGCCCACCUCCGGCUGCAGCUCCCGCACCUCUCCCGCCGGCACCUGUCUCUGGAGCCCUACUUGGAGAAGGGUGGCUCCCUGCUGACCUUCAGCCUGAAGGCCCUGAGCCGCAAGGGCUGCGUGUGGGUCAACGGGCUGACGCUGAGGUUCCUGGAGCAGGUGCCCCUGAGUGUCGUCAACAGGGUCGCCUUCUCUGGCGUCCAGAUGGUGGUCCACGUCGAGGGAGGCACCUCCCUGGAGGCCUUUGUCUGCUUCUUCCAUCUCAGCCCCUCGCCCCUGAUUUACAGGCUCCAGGCCGAGGAGACAGACGAAUGGGAAGGCGUCCCCCAGGAGCAGCCUCCCCCAGGCCCAGGGCCACAGGCUCCGGGUCCCCUGGGCUUUCUCCACGGUCCUUCCCAGCCAAGCCCUGGAGGAGCCACAGAAAUACAGCUCCAGAGGGAGCCCCGGGACAGGGAGCUUUGCUAGGCCCUCUGGCCAGCCAGAGCCAGCCUCGGCUGGCACAGGACCUCAUAUUCCAAGCUACAUCAUUCAAGGUUGACAAGCAGGUUUGCGGAGCACUGAUGCGCCAAAUCUGCGAACAACGAAUGGCCUGGGGUCGGGGGAGCACCCUCCGCAGCCACAGCUAUGCAACGGAACAGGAACUUCAUAUAUUCUAGAGGCCCUAAGGGGUUCUGGGAGCCUCUCUCAGUGUUUCCCCACCUUUCCCCCUCUUGUCUGAUCAGGAAUUACUUUAUGUUGCUCAUUUUGUGUGUUGCUUAAGAGCUGGCGUUUUGAGGUUGCACCAGGAAUGCAUGGACACAUGUAACAAUUACGUUUGUGGUAGCUCGGGGCUACCUUGGGCUUGCAAAUACCCACAGGCGCUCGGGGCUUAGGGAAGGCUGUGUUUAAUAAACUGCAAGUAUUUCAUUAA
Messenger RNA from Phacochoerus africanus (Common warthog), 1189 nucleotides. It is a transcript of the gene TIFAB, whose product is annotated as TIFA inhibitor. The record is from RefSeq and is a predicted model, not a curated record. Lineage: Eukaryota; Metazoa; Chordata; Mammalia; Artiodactyla; Suidae. The transcript is spliced from 2 exons. Gene Ontology annotation, biological process: canonical NF-kappaB signal transduction. The coding region runs from base 151 to 744 and encodes 197 amino acids. Gene Ontology annotation, molecular function: protein binding.